This is a messenger RNA of Gilbertella persicaria, 1635 nucleotides long. RefSeq lists its product as uncharacterized. The record is from RefSeq and is a predicted model, not a curated record. NCBI's taxonomy places the organism in Eukaryota, Fungi, Mucoromycota, Mucoromycetes, Mucorales, Choanephoraceae. Gene Ontology annotation, biological process: positive regulation of nuclear cell cycle DNA replication; regulation of cell cycle phase transition. Bases 17 to 1600 code for a protein of 527 amino acids. Gene Ontology annotation, molecular function: protein serine/threonine kinase activator activity; nucleic acid binding; zinc ion binding. Gene Ontology annotation, cellular component: nucleus; Dbf4-dependent protein kinase complex. The transcript is spliced from 6 exons.
AUUCUUUCUCUCUUUUAUGUCACAUCCACUUAACAAUCAGACAAACCAUCUUAAACAAACACAGCCUUGGAAAAAACCUGUUCUUUCACGUAGUGUGACAAGAGACCUUGAUAAGCUCAAAUUGACCAGUAAAGAAAAUGACCCACCCAACAAUGACUAUCCUCAUCUAUCACCUACUGAAUUCCAAGCAAGAAAGAAAAAGUUUGCUACGUUUCGUUUCUUUCUAGAUAUUGCUGAUCCCAACAUGAAGAAAAGAAUUGAACGUAAAAUAAAAUUACUUGGUGCAGCUCAAGAUCCAUUCUUUUCUAAUAAAUGUACACAUUUGAUUACAACAAAACCUAUACCUAUUCAAGACAAUAUGCUACAGCCUUCAUUUAAUGAUACCAGUGCAGCAACAAAAAAACCUUCUAUAGAUAAUGUACCAAGAGAUUCUAUUGUAGAGAAAGCCAUUCAAUGGAACCUUGUUCUCUGGAGUGCUGAAGUCAUGCAAAAGACAGUCGAUUAUUUUGUUGAUACACAACGUGGAAGAAAAGAACCAGCACAAGAAAAAAAGGCCUUGUUAAACGCACUUCAAGAAGAAAAAAUAUUUGGCCCUUCUACAGGUGCCAACAGUGAAGCACAAGCCAAACGUCCUCAAUUUGUACCUUUCACAGGUCAUUUUUUGAUCAUUGAAGAUGCGACACAAGUCCAUCGUCCACCUGUGAUUCGACACUAUACAAAAGAAGUGAUCACCAAAAAGAUGUAUGAUUAUCCAUGGCCUUUUCUUAAACAUACAGCAGGCAUUCGAUCUCCCUUUGGAAAACGAGCACCUCCUGCGUCUUCCAAGAAACCAGAAGAGCCUGCAAUCGUGAUGCAAGAACAAAAGCCUGUCUCCACAACACCUGUGGUGGGUGUGAACUCAACCACACCCAAUCAUACGUCCACACCACCUCCUACCGCUUCUUCUACACCUCAUUCGUCUCAACCUAAACUACAACAUCCUGAUUCUUAUAGUCUACGUGCUUCUGGAUUUCAACCCUGUACAAACACAAACAAUCAUGUCAUGUCAACUACCACACGUCUUCAAGAAAACCGUCGACUUCCACCAGGUGAAAGUGUCAAUCGUCUUGAUAAGCGUAUGGUAGAGAAUGUGGCUCAAAAGGCACUUCAUAAACAAGCCAUCAAGGGUGAACGAGAAGAAAAAGCACGUAAAGAACGAGAACAACAAAAGAAAAAGAAGGAUUCUCGCUACUGUGAAAACUGUAAUAUGCUAUUUGGCAAUCUAGAAGAGCACAUGAAGGAACAAACACAUCAAACUUUCAUUCGAGAUCAAAACAACUUUAAAGAACUAGACGCUGUAUUAGAAAAAACUCACCGAGUAUACAAAGAACCAUUACCUGAUCGCAUGAAGCCUUUGAUUGAUCCAAAUAUUGAUGGUAAAUCAGUCAAGUUUCAAUCUGACUUUAAGCGACCUCAUCCUACAUCACCUUCUAUGGACUCACCUAGCAAAUUGACCACUUCUAUGAUGCAUCAAAAGAACAAUGGUCUCUUGUUGAAUGAGCCAGAAGUGGUAGCAGAUGAUAAACAAGGAUGGGGUCAAUAUCAUAGCGUCUUUCUCUGAGAUUGAAAUAAACCGCGUCUUUUCUUUUUUUUUUU